AUGCCGCGCAAAACAGUAUUCAUCACCGGCUGUGGUCCGGAUGGCAUCGGAUAUUCUCUAGCCGUGGAAUUUCAACUGCGCGGCCACCGCGUCAUCGCGUCCGGCCUCAACGACACCCUCCUUGCACCGUUUCGUGACCUAGGUAUGGAGACCAUGGCCAUGGACGUGACCUCUGAGCAGUCCAUCGCCGCGGCAGCAUCGCACACAUCGAAACUGACAGAUGGCGGCAUCGACAUUCUCAUCAACAAUGCUGGCGUGAUACAAAUCAUGCCCAUGGCUGACGCCUCCAUUGCCGAUGCACGGCGCCUGUUUGACGUUAAUGUGCUGGGCGUCAUGGCCGUGACGCAGGCGUUUCUUCCACUGCUCCUAAAGUCCCCCGCCGGCAUUGUGGCCAAUAUGGGCAGUGUGAACCAGGUGCUCUGCCCGGCCUUCUUCUCGGCCUACAACGCGUCCAAGGCCGCGGUCGAGGCGCUCAGCACGACCAUGCGGCUCGAGUUGGCCCCGCUCGGUGUCCGUGUUAUUUUGCUCAAGACCGGUAGUGUGCGGACGGGCCUUUUUGGUCAUGCAUUGGGACAGACGACACUGCCUGCCGGCAGUCUGUAUGAGCCUCUGCGUGAGUGGAUCGAGGGUCGCAAGAUGCUAGAAGCUGGUCAGCAUGUAGACAGCAAUGUGUAUGCUCGAGGUGUAGUGGACGACCUGCUGAGAGAUAAUGUGAGAAACGUCGUGUGGCGCGGUGGUUUGACGACCUUGGCUUGGGUGCUGACAUGGUUCGGCUGGGCGGGCAUGUUGGAUUCGGCCAUGAUCAAAGGAAACGGUCUUGACAAGAUCAAGCGGCCGUCCUGA
Pestalotiopsis fici W106-1 is the source of this 843-nucleotide messenger RNA. RefSeq lists its product as uncharacterized. The transcript has a single exon. The record is from RefSeq and is a predicted model, not a curated record. Gene Ontology annotation, molecular function: acylglycerone-phosphate reductase (NADP+) activity; triacylglycerol lipase activity. Lineage: Eukaryota; Fungi; Ascomycota; Sordariomycetes; Amphisphaeriales; Sporocadaceae. Gene Ontology annotation, biological process: triglyceride catabolic process; phosphatidic acid biosynthetic process. Bases 1 to 843 code for a protein of 280 amino acids. Gene Ontology annotation, cellular component: lipid droplet; endoplasmic reticulum.